UCAAGCGCAUGCUACGCGCCUGGCUGCGCAAGCUCGUACCCGCCAUGCCCCAGCCACACGACCCGGCCCGCGCAAAGCUCGUACAGCAGAUCGCCAACCUCCAACACCGCCUCGCCCAACUCGACCUCGCCUCACCCUCCUCUAGCUCCACAACAGAGCCCGAGACCGACCAGGCGACCCCGCCACCCAAGCCCAUCCUCACCGGCAAGCGCGCCCGCAAAGCCGCCAACCUCCACAACCGCCAACCUCUUCCUCCUUCGCUUGCCAACGCUCCAAAGCGCCACAUCGCCCUCCUCUUCUCGUACGAGGGCUGGGCUCACUCGGGCCUCGCGUACCAGCCCAAGGGCGUCUACACCCCGCUCCCGACCGUCGAGGGCUGCCUCCUCGACGCCCUCGAAAAGUCGCGCCUGAUCGAGCCCAUCGAGGAGUCGGACGGCUUCGGGUGCGGCUUCGAGCGCUGCGGCAGGACCGACGCCGGCGUCUCGUCGUCGGCCCAGGUCGUCAACCUCUGGGUCCGCAGCGACCUCGACGACCCCAUGCUCGAGCGCACCCGCAACCUCGACCCCGAAUCGGUCGAGGCCAGGCGCCACGAGCGCGCGACGUCUCGCUCGCGGUCGAGGUCGCGCUCCAACUCGGCCUCGUCGUCGUUGUCCGCCCUCAGCUUCGACCUCUCGCCGCGCAAGCCCCCGUCCGACGUCGAGAUACCCUACAUCACGCUCAUCAACCGUCACCUCCCGCCCUCGAUCCGCGUCCACGCCUGGUCCCCCGUCUCGGCGUCCUUCUCGAGCCGGUUCAGCUGCAUCUGGCGCCACUACAAGUACUUCUUCUCGACCUCCCCUUCCCUCCCUCUUCUCGCCACGGCCCGCCAGUUCGACUUUGGCGCCGCGUACCGCGCAGUCGGGUACCCGCCGCACGCCGCCGCCGCCGCCUCGUCGUGGCAGGACCGCCUCGGCGCCGUCGACUGGCACGGGCUCGAGCUCGACGUCGACUUGAUGCGCGACGCCGUCAGCCGCCUCGUCGGCGAGCACGACUUUCGCAACUUCUGCAAGGUCGACCCGCCAAAGCAGCUCGCGAUGCACGUGCGCACCGUCAACAGCGCCACGAUCGACAAGGUCGACGGCGAGGGCGACGACCUGUACGUGCUCAACCUGCGCGGCGGUGCUUUCCUCUACAACCAAGUGCGCCACAUCGUCGCCGUCCUGUUCCUCGUCGGCGCGCGCCUCGAGCCGCCCUCGAUCGUCGACGCCCUCCUGUGGACCUCGGACCGCACCGAGGACACGAUACACAUGCACACGCCGCCUCCCGGCGUCGACCGCGAGGUCCUCGACCGCAAGCCGGGCUACCAGAUGGCCGACGACCUGCCCCUCAUCCUGUGGCAGUGCGGCUUCAACAGCUCCGAGUUCUCGUGGCGCACCGACAACGCGACUCGACCCGGUGACCUCGCGCCCGACGUCGAGCGGCAGCUCGCCUCGGCCGGCCUCGCGACCGACCACAACGGGCGCGACCGCCCGAGGGUGCGCGAGGGCGACACGUUCGCCAAGAUGUUCCUCGACAUGAACGAGCGCUACACCGAGUACCGCCUCAAGGCGCUCGUGCUCAAGCACCACCUCGCGAGCUUUGCGUUCCUCGCGCCCUCGCCACCUCCUCCUCCUCCCGCCGCCAUCGGCGACCCGACCGCCUCGUCCUUGUCCGCCCCCUCUCCUCGCCCGCCACCCUCGUCCGCCAGCCCCUCGAUCCGCCUCACCCCCCUCGGCGCCGCCCUCCACGCCCGCACCACGUCGUACACGCCCCUCCUCUUGCGCCCGCGCUCCGAGCUCCCCGAGACGCUCAACGCCCGGUGGGCCGCCGGCCGCGGCGCGCAGCGCAUGCAGCGCCGCCGCGACAACCAGGACGAGAGCGACAAGGUGCGCGAGGUCAACCUGCGCAUCAAGGCCGACGCGAUCGAGCUUGCGAGGAGGACCGAGCAGGAGAGGCUCGAGCGCGGCGAGCGGCGCGACGAGGAGGCGGCGACGAGCGGGACGGGCGACGGGCAGGGCGAGCAGGGUGCGCAGGCGCAGCAGGCGCAGCAGGAGGGCAAGUCGUGAACGAGAGGACGAUGUCUUUGGCAGAACGAGGUCGUUGUUGCAACGAGGACCUAGCGAC
Molecule: messenger RNA, 2142 nt
Organism: Rhodotorula graminis WP1
Lineage: Eukaryota; Fungi; Basidiomycota; Microbotryomycetes; Sporidiobolales; Sporidiobolaceae
Exons: 3
Coding region: 9-2084 (691 amino acids)
Biological process (GO): tRNA pseudouridine synthesis; mRNA pseudouridine synthesis
Cellular component (GO): nucleus; cytoplasm
Molecular function (GO): pseudouridine synthase activity; RNA binding
Source: RefSeq, a predicted model, not a curated record